AUGGAAUGCCAGAUAUGUCUGUCAGAAGCACAAACAUUUCUCUUGAUGGCUUCACCUUCAGUAGUGACACGUUGUGGAUUAAUUCAUAUUGACCAUAAAGAAUUUGGUUACAAACCACUUGUAGAUUCUUGGAUAGAAAGGCAGAAUCCUCGAUGGAUGGCAGACAAUGAGAAGCUAUUUGCUGAUAUGUUUGACUGGCUGGUUCCUCCGUGUAUGAAGUUUUUGCAUAAUGAAGCUACCCACAUCCUGAUGCAUUUAGGUGAAACACAGCUUGUUAAGACAAUGUCUGAAAUUAUAGAGAUGCUUAUGGAUGAUGCUUUAGUUCUGAAUGGUAAUAACAAUAACUAUGUAAGGUUUUGGUUGCAAGCAGCAUUUGUCUUUGGUGGCUCUUGGACAUUCGCAAGUGUACUUGAUGAUGAAGGAAGAGUAAUGUUUGAUGAAUUUUACAAAGGCAUUUGGAAAGGAUUGGAAAGUGAUCACCCAGUUCCAAGGUCUCUGGAGAUAGUUGACAUAUCAAUACCAAAGGAAGGAUUAUUAAUUGAUCUAGUAUACACAUUUAAAGGCAAAGGAGCAUGGAAUUAUUGGAGUGAAGUUGUCAGAACAGCAGAAAUCAAGGAAAGAAUUAGCCUCCAACAGACUCUAAUACCAACUAUGGAUUCCGUGAGAAUGCAUUACUUUAUGGAGUUACAUAUAAAUCACAAAGUGCCAAUGUUGCUUGUGGGUCCUGCAGGGACUGGUAAAAGUUUUCUCUAUCAGAAUAUGCUGCUAUUUAAAUUGCCCAAGGAUGACUAUGCUGUGGACUUCAUAACAUUAUCUUCCAAGAUAACAGCAAAUGAACUUCAGUCCAUAGUAGUUUCAAAAAUGGUGAAGGAAACAAAAGGCAAAUUUAGUGCACCAGAUAGUAAAAGGAUGGUCAUUUUAAUAGACAACAUGAAUGUUGUAGAUCCUGAGCCACUUGGUGCACAGCCUCCUCUGGAACUUUUGAGAUAUUUCCUGGAGUAUGAAUUCUGGUAUGACUACGAAGAUUCAAGCAAAAUUACUUUAAAUGAUGUUAUGUUCGUAGCUGCACAACAAAAUGAUGGAGCCAACAAACACAAGAUAUCUUCUCGUGUGCUACAUCAUUUCAAUGUACUUUCAAUUAACACUUUUAAUGAAAGCACACUGUCUAGAAUAUUUUCAAAUAUUCUUCUCAUUGCUCUCAAGCAAAACGGUUUUACACAAGAAGUGUGGCCUACUGUGCAGAAUAUGAUUGCAGCUACCAUUGAUAUAUGGCAAACAGCAAAAUCGUGUCUCUUUGCUACUCCCAAAACACCCCAUUACAUAUUUGAUAUGAUGGACAUCUCAAAAGUCAUGUAUGGUUGUUCUAUGGUAAAAAGGCCUCCUACAGCUGAAAGGAACACAUUUUAUGGAAAACUGUGGAUGCAUGAAGCAUUAAGAGUUUUCUAUGAUAGACUUUCAAAUGGUUUGGACAGAGAGACAAUAUUUGCAAAAAUAUGCAGUGCUAUAACUCAGUACUUCCCUGAACCACCUGAAAUAUUCCUCAAUCAUCUCCCAUCAUUCGAUGGAAUGGUAACUGAAGACCUAGUAAAAGGAUUGUCAUUUGGAAAGUAUUUUAAUAUGCAAGAUGAUGAAGUUUCUCAGUGGUAUGAGGAAAUUUUAAACUUUGAUGAUAUCCAAACAACUGCUGAAAGAGUGAUUGAGAAAUAUAAUGAAGAGCAUGAAAUAAAAAUGGAUAUAGUCUUAUUCAGGUCUGCACUAGAACAUCUCAUCCACCUGUGCCGGAUUAUGGUUACUCCAUGCAGUAACUGUCUUCUUAUUGGAGUUGGAGGCACAUCUCGUCAGACCUUAGUACGUCUUGGUGCUGUCAUAGUUGGAAAUAUUUGUUUUCAACCAACCAUCUCGAAAGAAUAUGGCCUUGAAGAGUGGAGAUCUGACUUGAAAUACUGUUUGGUUGAAAGUGGUGGACACAAUAAAGAAGUAACCCUUAUGUUCAGUGAUUAUCAGAUAAAAUAUGAAGACUUUCUAGAAGACUUAAACUGUCUUGUCAGCACAGGAGAAGUUCCCAAUAUGUUUACAAGAAUUGAAAAACAAGAGAUUUUAGAUAUGGUACGCAGUGCAGCACAAGGAGGUAUAAGCAGUGUUGAGAUCAGUUUGGUUGAAGCUUUCCAGUUUUUUAUCAGCCGAUGCAAACUGAAACUGCAUGUUAUGUUGUCUUUUAAUCACACAUUCAGUGAAUAUCGUAGGCGUCUACACUCAUAUACUAACCUAGUAACUUGUUGUGACUGCAUAUGGUUUGAGCCAUGGACUGAUGAUGCUUUAGAAAAAGUAGCACAACGGUAUCUGAGCGAUGCACAUGUGAGUGAUCAAACAAAGACAGCUGCAGUGGAUGUAUGCAAAUAUUUUCAUCUCACAGCUGGACCUGUUCAGGAUAAUUUCUAUAGAGCAGUGGGUCUCCAGACAUACAUUUCAGCAUCAAAUUUUGUUUUACUUACAAAGUCAUUUACAUAUACUGUCAAUACUAAGAAAGAAGAAACAGAGGAGGUCAGGGACCAUUACUUGUCAGGUCUUGGAAAACUCCAUUAUGCAGAUAAGGAGGUCCAAAAGCUGUUAGAUAAUCUCAUGGACUUGCGUUCACAACUAGCUGACACCACAAAAAAAUUGGAACAAACGAAGCUAAACAUUAUUUAUACACAAAAGCAACAUGCUGCUCAAACCAAGAAAGUUGAAAAGCAACGAGAUAUUACUGAGAAACAGAGAGAAGUUACCAAAGGGCUGCAAGAUAAUUGUGAUGAAAUAAUGAGUGAAGCAACACCAUUUCUUGAAGAUGCAAAUGAAAAAUUAAAUGCACUAAAACCAUCUGACAUGACAAAUCUGAAAGGAAUGAAGCAACCCCCAGAUGGAGUAAGAGUGGUCAUGACUGCAGUUUGUCUAUUGAAAGAUGUGAAACCUGACAGAAUUACUGAUCCAGCCUCUGGAAAGAAAUCAAAUGACUACUGGGGACCAGCUAAAAAGCUUCUUGCUGAUUUUCGCUUUCUGUUCAACCUUAAAACAUUUGACAAAGACAACAUACCUCCUGCCAUUAUGAAGAAAGUUCGAGCUGAAAUAAAAAAACCAGAGUUUAAUGCUCAAGCUAUAGGAAAAGCAUCAAAGGCUGCUGAAGCAAUAUGUCUGUGGGUGACUGCAAUGGACGUAUAUGAGCGUGUUUCCAAGGUAUUAGAACCAAAAAAAGUAGUAUUAGCGGAAGCUGAAGCAGUCCUACAAGAAUUCAGCACUGUUUUAUCUAGCGAAGAAGAGAAGCAGAAGGACCUUGAAGCCAAAUUAUUAGAACUGAACAGAGUGCGUGAGGAAACUGCUGAUCAUAAAGCUGACCUUGAAGCUAGAGAAGCUGAGGCAGACAGCAAGUGGCAGCGAGCUGACAGACUUAUUCGAAGCCUUGAAGGAGAGAGAAUUCAUUGGACAGAAGCAUCUGACUCAUUGCAGCUCGCACUUGAUAACCUGCCUGGCAAUGUUUUAGUAUCUUGUGGAGUUAUGGCAUACCUUUCACCUUUCACAUCAGUGUACAGGACUAAAUGCAUUGAAGACUGGCAUGCAUACAUUGUUAGAAGUGGCAUCCCAAGUUCAACUGUCUAUGAUUUUGUUCAAGCCCUAGGGCUCGAUCUAAAAACCCGUUCAUGGAUAAUUGCUGGGCUUCCUCGAGACCAUUUUACACUUGAAAGUGCAGUUAUUGUUGAUAAUUCGCAAAGGUGGUCAAUUAUGGUGGAUCCUCAAAGUCAAGGUAACAAAUGGAUCAAAAAUGUUGAAAAGAAAAAUGGUCUUGAAGUAGUAAAGUUCACAGAUGCCACUUAUGUGGGUACUAUUGAAAACUGCAUAAUGUUUGGACGACCAGCACUUCUUGAAAACAUUGGAGAAACUCUUGAACCACCCUUAGAUCCUGUGCUCCUGAAAAGGAUAUAUUUAAAGGAUGGAUCACUCAAAAUAAUGCUCAGUAAGGAGGUUGAAUAUAAUACAAAGUUCAGAUUUUACAUAACUACAAAGUUGCAAAAGCCGCGCUAUUCAUUCCAUGACUACAACAAAAUAACACUUGUGAACUUUUACCUCCCAAUAGAGGGUCUACAGGAGCAGCUUCUAACAAUAGUGGUGAAAAGUGAAAGACCUGACAUGGAAGAUCAGAGACAAAAUCUAUUACAACAAAGUGCCACACAUGUCAAGAGACUUGAAGAUAUAGAACAGAAUAUAUUUGAAACAUUGGCAGAGUCAACAGGCAACAUUUUAGAAGAUGAUUAUGCAAUAAAUGUGCUUAAUUCCUCCAAGAUCACAGCCCGUGACAUUAAUGUGAAGGAAGCAGCUGUCCAACAAGCAAAUGAUGAGAUAGAGGAAUUCAGACAAAAUUAUCAGACUGUGGCAAGACAUUCAGCCAUUCUUUAUUACUGUAUAACUGAUCUUCGUGCUAUUAACUAUAUGUACCAAUACUCCCUGGACUGGUUCCUGAACUUGUAUACAUCCUCUUGUACCAAAAAAAUCAUAUUUGGGGCAACCAGCCCUUGGCAAAAAAAAGUUUUUAUUGCCCAGAAGAGAGCUAUAUGCAUCAUGAGUGGUGUGGAACCAAGCAUUCAUGCUGGAAUCUGUUUAGGAAUCUACAGCUUAGGUUCAAUGAGCAUAGAGGAACGUCUGAAGCUGCUUACCGACACAUUCACUAUCAGUCUUUAUCAGCAAGUAUCUCAGUCUCUCUUUGAAAGAGAUAAGUUGACAUUUUCUUUCAUUCUCUGCAGCAGAAUCUUGAUAGCACAAGAUGAACUACCAAGGGAGGAAUUCAUGUUUCUUGUCAUGAGCAUUGUUGAUGUUGAAAGUUUAGAGCCUAACCCUGCUCCUGAGUGGUUAAGAAAUGAGGCAUGGAGUAUGCUCUGCCAGAUAGAAGUAUUGCCCGCUUUCAGUGGUUUCAAAGAACAUUUCAAGAAGCAAAUAAGUGGGUGGAAGCAGUAUUCUACUGAUGUGGAUGCCUCAUUGGCUAAGUUGCCUUCUCCUUGGGCACAGCGUCUCUCUCAGUUUGAAGCACUGAUCCUUAUUCGGAUAUUCCAUCCAGAUAAGUUAUUAUAUUUUGUGAGAGACUUCAUACAGUCUAAAAUGGGGAUGAAGUUUGUGAAACCACCACAUUUUGAUAUAGAAAAAGCUUAUGAGGAUUCUGAUGUGAUGUGUCCUCUUAUAUUUAUCUCAGAACCACAGUAUAAUCCUAUUACAGAUUUAUAUAGAUUUGCUCAGCGCAAAGAAUAUGGAUCCAAAUUUAUCCCAAUAUCACUUGGAGAAGGACAGGGUGAAAUUGCUCAGAAUACAAUACGAGCAGCACAAGCUGAUGGCAGCUGGGUCUGCUUACAAAAUUGCCAUCUUGCAUGCUCCUGGAUGCCAACACUGCAGAGGAUAUGGGAAACAAUAGACAACAACAAUUCUAGUCCUGGAUUUAGGCUCUGGCUCACAACUGAACCUUCAGAGGGGUUCCCAGAAUCUGUUUUGCAGAAUGGAAUUAAACUCACAUAUGAUCCUCCAGUGGGUGUUAAACGAAAUCUUUAUCACUUAUAUAUGUCAGAAAUGUUAAGAGACCCACAUGUAUUUGAGAGUUCUGGUGGUCGGUACAAAGAAUUCAGCAGGUUGUUGUAUGCGCUGUGCUUUUUUCAUGUGGUAUUGCAGGAGAGAAGCUCAUAUGGCCCUGUUGGCUGGACAAGUCCUCAUGAGCAUGAUGACUCAGAAUUGUUUACAUCAAUACAAACUUUACAGGCUUUCCUCAACACUGACAAGGAAGUAUCAUAUGAAGCCAUCCAAUACACAAUUGGUGAAUGCAUAUAUGGUGCUCAACUAACUGAUGAGUGGGAUCACCGAAUAUUAAUAACAAUUUUACAUGACUUUAUAAAUGAAGAACUUGUUGUUUCUCAAAACUAUAUCUUUACAGAGAUAAAUAAGGUGUACAGUGUUCCAUCAGACAUCACACAUUCAGCAUGUUUGCAGAAGAUUGAAAGUUUGCCACAAGAUACAGAGGCUGAAAUAUAUGGUAUGCAUCCUAAUGUUGACGUAAUUCAGAAAAUAAAUAAUACAAGUUUGUUUAUUGAUGCCUUGUACCUCGUUCAUGGGCCAGCUGUACCAACUAAAAUAUCAGACAUUGAAGAUGUUCUUAUCGACACAUGUACUAUUUUGCUAGAACAGCUUCCAGAGAAAGAGUUUGAUGAAAAAGCUGCAAGAAAAAAGUAUCCACUCUCACAGAAGGAAAGCUUGAAUAAUGUUCUCAUACUGGAAAUUGAUAAAUAUAACAAACUUCUCAAGACAAUUAGAAUGACGCUAGAAACAAUAAUCAGAACAAUGAAAGGCCAAGAAAUUAUUAUCUCCCCUGAAGUAGAAGACUCAGUAUCUUCCAUACUGAAAAACAAGAUACCUGCCUCUUGGUGGAAGGUAUCAUAUCCAAGUACCAAAAUGCUGGGGGCUUAUAUUGCUGAUUUCUCCAAAAGAUUUCAAUAUAUAAUGAAAUGGUACAAUGAUGGGCCACCAAAAGUUUUCUGGAUGUCAGCACUGUUUUCUACACAUCGCUUUCUCAGUACGCUGACAUGGAAUUAUUCAUGUAAAAAUGACAUUCCAUUCAAUAAGUUGUCAAUUGAUUGUUCACUUACACCACAGUCAGAUGUAGAUGAAUCUCAUUCUGAUGGCGUCCGCAUAUCUGGCCUGUUUCUAGAAGGAGCAAAGUGGGACAGUGAGAAAAAUUCUCUUGAAGAACAAGACAUGAAUGUUAUUUGGCAAAAGUUGCCUGACAUAUUUCUUUAUCCAAAGCAAUCCUCCAGAAUAAAAGAAGAAGGAAAAUAUAGAUGUCCUUGCUACAAAACAUCAGCUAGAUUUUCUCCACAGGCAUCAGGAAAAGAAACAAUUAACUAUGUUAUGUCAUUGUUACUCCCUACCAAAGAGAAGCCAGCAAAACAUUGGAUAGAGAGGGGUGUAGCAAUUGUUUUCCAGGAAGAAGCCUAAUAACCUUAGUACCAUAUUCAUUUACGUUAUAAGAUAGAUGUAUCAUACUGACUAUAAAUAAA
Schistocerca americana (American grasshopper) is the source of this 7058-nucleotide messenger RNA. Its product is annotated as dynein axonemal heavy chain 7-like. Lineage: Eukaryota; Metazoa; Arthropoda; Insecta; Orthoptera; Acrididae. Gene Ontology annotation, biological process: microtubule-based movement. Bases 1 to 6996 code for a protein of 2331 amino acids. Gene Ontology annotation, cellular component: dynein complex. The record is from RefSeq and is a predicted model, not a curated record. The transcript is spliced from 38 exons. Gene Ontology annotation, molecular function: minus-end-directed microtubule motor activity; dynein light intermediate chain binding; dynein intermediate chain binding.